AUUCAUCUCUUUUUCUCCAAGUAGCCUUUACAUUCUUUCACCGUCUCUUAAUUUUGGCUAAUGAUGGAACACUCUGCGAACGGAGGCAUGGGUCAUGACAUGCCCAUGCACGACAUGUGCAAAAUGAACAUGCUUUUUACAUGGGAAUGGGAGAACACGUGUGUGGUAUAUAAAUGGUGGCAUGUGAAAACAGCACCAGGUUUUGUUGGAACGGUUUUAGCUCUAGUGUUGUUGAGUAUGUUCUAUGAGUUUACGAGGAGCUGGAUCUCUCUCUGGAAAGCUCGUUGGACGCCAAAUUCGAUUGCUCCAAAUACACCCUUAGUCAGUGGAAGAGCAUCCAAAUCUAUUAGAAUAAAAUCUGCUGCUUUGUAUGCGUUCCAAGUGGGCUUCUCCUUCAUGUUAAUGUUGGUGUUUAUGACAUACAAUGGCUGGUACAUGUUGGCCAUAGUGGCCGGUGCUGGAUUUGGUUUCUACCUUUGGGGAGAUGAAAAAGAAGCAAAAUCUAUGCUUUGUCACUGAAAAUGUGCGUGUUUUUAGAUGUGCUCAAUAUAGAUUAUUAGCGGGGCUUUCUUAUGGUCAUACAUUUCGCUAGAGAUGUAAACUGUGAAUGAGAUCUUUCGCGAUAUCUAACAACAAGCAUUAGACUUAGAAUAUUAGAAUCAAUAUCGGAUGCCGAAGACUAUGAAAUAUGUAUGAUAUGUUGUUCCGUGG
This is a messenger RNA of Metschnikowia bicuspidata var. bicuspidata NRRL YB-4993, 711 nucleotides long. RefSeq names its product low-affinity Cu transporter (gene CTR2). The coding region runs from base 64 to 519 and encodes 151 amino acids. Gene Ontology annotation, molecular function: copper ion transmembrane transporter activity. Gene Ontology annotation, biological process: copper ion transmembrane transport. Lineage: Eukaryota; Fungi; Ascomycota; Pichiomycetes; Serinales; Metschnikowiaceae. Gene Ontology annotation, cellular component: membrane. The record is from RefSeq and is a predicted model, not a curated record. The transcript has 2 exons.